CCGGCUACUUUGGGUGAGCUCAAUAAUUGAACGGCCAUGGCUGCCCCGGCGACGACACUCGUAAGGCAGUGUUUGGCUGUGCUUUUCUUGUUCGCCAUUCUUGUCUCUUCCACUUGUGGUUCACUGGCGAGAUCGAGAAAGUCAGCGACGAUCAAAGAGAUAAACCGGAACGGGCCGUACGUGGGGCUCAUCACAGUGUAUGCCCCAGAAGAAAAUGCCUUCUUCGCCUCCAAGGCUUUCAAAUCUCAUCCCAAGCACCCCUUCGUGGAUCUCGCAGGGAGAAGGUACAGGGUGGGAGAGGUGGAGGGUAGCAAAGUCAUCUACGUCAGAUGUGGGAUUGGACUGGUGAAUGCAGCAGCAACCACACAACAGAUGGUAGAUGUGUUUGAGAUAAGUGGGAUUGUUCAUUUUGGGAUUGCUGGCAACGCCAACAGUUCCAUGUCCAUUGGAGAUGUCGUCAUCCCCAAACAAUUUGUCCAAACUGGUCUCUGGGAUUGGCUGAAGCCGAAUGCGACAGUAGAUUCAAGUGACUUUGGGGAAAUGGACAUAGGAGAGUACAACGUGAAAGGCAAAGGCAAAGGAAUGAACGUGCUGGGCAAAAUAGGAUACUUCACAGAGCAGUUCUACUCUGAAACUGGCAAACCCAACCAACCCCAACGUUUGAUCUGGUUCCCCACCACUCCUCACUGGCUUCACCUUGCUUCCCAAAAACUACAGGGAAUGAAACUAGAGAGAUGUGUGAACGCAAGCCUGUGCUUAGAAACGGAACCAAAGCUGGUUGUGGGACUCAACGGCUCAACAGCAGACGCUUUCGUGGACAAUGCAGCUUACAGGGACUUCCUCUUCAACACAUUUCACGUCUCCUCUCUUGAUAUGGAGAGUUCUGCCAUCGUCAUGACAAGCUUGUCGAAUGAUUAUGCGGUGAUAGUGAUAAGAGGUCUGUCGGACUUAGCAGGAGCACAGCAAGGAGAUAACCACAUCAAGCUGUUUGGACCUCUUGCAGCUACCAACACUGCCAAAGCUGUUAUUCAAUUCUUGAAGAUUUCUCAGCAACAAAACAACCUCCAUUCCAGUUAAUUGCUUUUUCAAUUAAUUAACACGUCAUUAAAAAAAAAUCGUGUUGUUUCCUAAAUUCUUGAUUGGUUCCUCUGUC
Messenger RNA from Neltuma alba, 1153 nucleotides. RefSeq names its product bark storage protein A-like. The record is from RefSeq and is a predicted model, not a curated record. The transcript is spliced from 6 exons. Bases 37 to 1077 code for a protein of 346 amino acids. Gene Ontology annotation, biological process: nucleoside metabolic process. Lineage: Eukaryota; Viridiplantae; Streptophyta; Magnoliopsida; Fabales; Fabaceae. Gene Ontology annotation, molecular function: catalytic activity.